AUGUCUCUACUCACCAAUUACGAGGGGCUUCGCCAUCAGAUCGAGAGGCUGGUGCAGGAAAAUGAGGAACUGAAGAAGCUGGUGCGGCUCCUUCGGGAGAAUCACGAGCUCAAGUCGGCGAUCAAGAUGCAGGCGGGUGGCCUGGGCAUCAGCGGGUUCAGCAGCAGGCUGGGCGAGGCAGCGACCGACCCUCCUCAACACCAGGGUAACUGUGUCUUCCCGCCCCCGGCCCCGGCAGCAGCAAACGAACCCGUCCUGGAAGAAGGGAUGGCGGCUCUGGUGCCCCUGGCCGACACGCUAGACAGCCCGCAGCCCAGCCCCGCGGCAGGCCCCGUCGUGAGCGCCCGGAUGGGCCCUCUCAACACGCUGCUGCCCGGCCUGGGGCCCAUCUCACAGAGCAGCCCACUCUCCAGCCUCCUGACUGGCCCCCUGAGCGACCACCUGGCCAGCCCCGUGGCAGUGCCCCUGGCGGACACACCGGCCAGCUCCCUGGGCCUGCCCUCGACUGGCCCCCUGACUCCCAGCAGCCCCCUGACAGGCCCCCGAGCUGUGCCUCAGAGCAGCCCCCUUAUGGACGCUGUAACAGGUUCGGUGGCCCUCUCUCUGAGCAGCCCCCUGCUCACCUCCACGGCUGCCCCCCUAGGUGUCUCUCAGAACCUUCCGGCCAAUCCCGUGAGCAGUCUGGUGCUGUUGGAGGCCCCAAGGGUGUGGCUGGCAGAGCCGCUGCAAGGAUGCCCCUCUGGACCCCAUCCCUCAGCGGGUGGGGGGCCUGCUGCCACCGCAGAAGCCCCGCCCUCCGCUGAGCACCCCCAGCCCGCCCAGGAGCCUGAGCCCCUCAGCAUGACGUCUGUGGGUGCGCCCAUGCAGACCUCCACGCCCGUCGGUCCCAUGGGCACACCCAGCCCCGCGACAGCCUUCUCCUACGGCACCCCAGACGCCCGGACACAGCCUGGUGGCCCCCAGGGACAAGCGGUCUCUGCCUCUGUCCCUGCCUCGGCCACCUCCUACAACAUCACCAUCCUCGCCUCUGCCCUCACUCCCACUCCCCAAGCUGCCACCAGCUAUAGGCCCUCAAGCACCCCGCACCCCUUUGCCCGCACGCACCGCUCCCCGACCCGGCUCUCACCCACCCUCCACUCCCCUGCACACAACCCCCACUCCCCGCCUCGAGCCUCGUCCUCACCGGCUUCAGUCAACGACACCCGAGGUCCACGCGUGGCAGAGCCGUCUCGGAAGAGCAACCUGCAGUUGGAGCGGAAGCUAGCCCACCGGAAGACCGGCAAGUUCCCUGACAGCUCCCGACAGUCGAAGCAGCUGGCCUGGGAGAGGCUGGUGGGGGAGAUCGCCUUCCAGCUGGACCGCAGGAUCCUGUCCAGCAUCUUCCCCGAGCGUGUCCGGCUCUACGGCUUCACGGUCUCCAACAUUCCGGAGAAGAUCAUUCAGGCCUCCCUGAACCCCAGUGACCACAAGCUGGACGAGGAGCUGUGCCAGACACUCACACAGCGCUACACGAGCAUCAUGAACCGGCUGCAGAGCCUGGGCUACGACGGGCGGGUGCACCCGGCACUGACCGAGCAGCUGGUGAACGCCUACGGCAUCCUGCGGGAGCGGCCCGAGCUGGCCGCGUCCAAGGGCGUCUCCUACACUGUGGAUUUCCUGCAGCGCGUGCUGGUGGAGACCGUGCACCCCAGCAUGCUCGCCGACGCGCUGCUGCUGCUGUCCUGCCUCAGCCAGCUGGCGCACGACGACGGCAAGCCCAUGUUCAUCUGGUGA
Lagenorhynchus albirostris (white-beaked dolphin) is the source of this 1773-nucleotide messenger RNA. RefSeq names its product spermatogenesis and centriole associated 1 (gene SPATC1). The coding region runs from base 1 to 1773 and encodes 590 amino acids. The record is from RefSeq and is a predicted model, not a curated record. NCBI's taxonomy places the organism in Eukaryota, Metazoa, Chordata, Mammalia, Artiodactyla, Delphinidae. The transcript is spliced from 5 exons.